GAACAUAAUGUCCGAAUUAAUGAGUGUAAAGAAGUGGCAAAGGAAGCGACUUGGUGUAAUCCAUAUUGUUUUCGUUAUAGGGUUUUUCUUUGAGAUCUAAAUGUGAGAUCUUGCUGCUUUUGUUUUCGGUAGCAGAGGAAAAGGGGGAUUUUGACUUUAUGUAUGCUUUCGGAAUCUGUAUUCAGCGAUUCUGGAGUUUAAAAUUUCCUUGAUACAAAAGUAGGCAUCUUUUAUGUGGAGUGAAAUGCAGCCUAAAUGUUAUAAAUGCUUCUACUACAACUCUUUCUGAUAAGUAUUAACCAUCUUGGUACUGUGCUGAUAUCAUGGAAUCUUUCCCGCGUGAAAAAGAGGAUGUACAUCCCGAACUCUUUCUAUGUUUAGGGUUGACUGAGCCAGGAAAAAGAGUUGAUGAAUUUCCAUGUGUGUUAACUCUUUUAUCUUCUGUUCUUGAGAGAAUUAUUCAUAAAAAUGAACAUAUCCUUGGAUCGAUGAAAACAGCAGAGAUUUUUACUGUGUUUCAUGGACUGAGAGCACCAAAUAUUGGUAUACAAGGCUAUAUUAAGCGCAUUUUUAAGUAUUCAAGGUGUAGUCCUUCUUGUUUUGUUCUAGCCUUCAUAUACAUCGAGAGGUUCCUUCUUCAGCUUGACACUUACCUUACUUCCCUAAAUGUUCACCGGUUGCUCAUUACGGGUAUAGCUGUUGCAGCGAAGUUCAUCGAUGAUGCAUUUUACAAUAAUGCUUACUAUGCUAGGGUGGGCGGUGUCACCACUACAGAGAUGAACAGACUGGAGCUGAACUUCUUGUUUAGCUUAGACUUCAAGCUUCAAGUUAGCAUAGGAACUUUCAGGAAAUACUGCUUACAGCUUGAAAUGGAUGCCACAAGUUAUCGCAUAGAAAGACCGGUCUGCAAGUUUAAAGAGUGGAGAAACAUUGAAGAUUCAAAUCACCAACCAUCUCUGGAGAGAUGCAGCUAGCUAGUAUACCAAGUAUUAGUAUCUGUUUAGUCUGUACAAGGUUCCAGACAUUUGUGCAUGAAUGACUUCUAUGUUGAAAUUCUGCAACUGGGUUAUGAUGAUAGGAGAACUAUGCCUCAAGGGAUUGCUGAUUAUGGCUGCUUGAAGAUUCAGUCAGUUGCUAUUUGUCUAGUAUGUCAAAUUCUAGCUUCGAAUGAGAAAAACUACAGUAGUUUUUUCUAUAAUUAUUUCUUUGCUUUUAUGUUGUUUCGGAAUGCUUUGAUUAAAUACAUUUUGCCUUUCUUUUUGUCA
This is a messenger RNA of Dendrobium catenatum, 1265 nucleotides long. Its product is annotated as cyclin-P3-1. The transcript has 3 exons. The record is from RefSeq and is a predicted model, not a curated record. Gene Ontology annotation, biological process: regulation of cyclin-dependent protein serine/threonine kinase activity. Gene Ontology annotation, molecular function: protein kinase binding. Bases 324 to 974 code for a protein of 216 amino acids. NCBI's taxonomy places the organism in Eukaryota, Viridiplantae, Streptophyta, Magnoliopsida, Asparagales, Orchidaceae.